AUGGUGCUGUGUUUGCUUACCGCGGCAUGGAUAGGAAAUUGCGAGCGCCCUCCGCAAAGCCUUCGCCUGGGUGUGAUCAUGUCAAUCUUUUUGCAGACCCACAACCCGAGCCUGCCAAAGACCCAAACUCGUACUGCAUGGCUAACAAUGAACGUUCGACGCGAGAAAAGCGAAGUCGGAAAGGGCUACGCACCCUUGCAGGAAACAAUCGGCGUGACGAACCGCUAUUUUCGCGGUCGAAAUGUCAUAAUUUGCACGACGCAGGUUGGUUUCGGGAGGACGUUGGUGCAACACCGAGAUGUGGCAGGGAGGCGGAUCCCGAAGCAGAGCAGGAGGAGCUGUCGCAGCUUUCAGGCCGCCCUGUGCGGUUUCAGGAAGAUUGGGUUCGUGAGCAAUUCGAGGCGGCAGAUGCAGUCGCGCGAAUGUCCUGGAAUGCAACGCCGGGCAGAAAGAGUUUCUUGUGGCCCCCAGAAGGAGAUCAACCCAUGCGUGGAGUGGAUGCGAGUAGUACAAGUGAAGGAAAGGCGAGAGCAUCUUCGGUUUUCAGCGAUGGCGGAGCAUACGCAGAGGGAGCGGGCUCGACACGCGCACUCUUCGAGAAAAAGGAGCCAUUUGUACGAGUUGCCGCAUCGCAGAUAUGCCCCCGACACUGGAACCAAAACGCUGCGCAGCGCAUUAUUGAAGAGGCGGACAAGGUGGGGCUUUCGAGUGGUUCAGUACUUCAAAUCUUGCGGGACUUGCGAGCGAAGAAAGUGCGUGCCGUGGAGCUUCUCGAGCGAUUGA
This is a messenger RNA of Amoebophrya sp. A120, 783 nucleotides long. The record is from the annotation of a GenBank genome assembly. Lineage: Eukaryota; Dinophyceae; Syndiniales; Amoebophryaceae.